Molecule: messenger RNA, 1183 nt
Organism: Volvox carteri f. nagariensis
Lineage: Eukaryota; Viridiplantae; Chlorophyta; Chlorophyceae; Chlamydomonadales; Volvocaceae
Exons: 3
Coding region: 1-969 (322 amino acids)
Source: RefSeq, a predicted model, not a curated record
AUGGAAAACGAGUCGGCACCGGCGAGGCGCGUGAUUGAACGCGACGGGGAGGAGAUGGAUCCCCCAGACAGACCGGAAACUGACAUGCGCGCACCACAACUCCUACCACCGGACCAACAAGCAGCCACCCAGGGACCGGAUUCGGGAAAUUCCCGCCAAGCCGAACCCCUGGGAGUGCCUCGCGGCCUAGGGGGAGGGUCACCCCUGCGCAUGCCGUCCGUCCAGCUGCUGGGAUCGCCGACGGCACGUUCACCAGCCGCCAGGCGACAGCGUCUAGAUACCCCGGGAAGAGCGCAAGCCACAGGCGCGAGGGCGGCGGUCGACCUCCUCACCGCGUGGGAAGCAGCGACAUUCCAGGCCGACCGGAACCCUACCCCACGGGACCUGUUUGGCCUGAGAACCCUAAACCCACUAGCGGCGCCACCAGCAGGUCAGCCCCCGGCGACGGCAGAUGAAGACCUUGGGGCAGCGGGCUCCCAGCCAUCGGCCGCAGACGCAGCAGGGCGGCAAGUCCGGCGACUGGUGCAAAUCAACCUAUGCCACCAGAUCCUCCACCAGCACGGGCUAGAAGGGCUGCUGGCGGCGCACGCCGCGGGCAUGCUAGACCUGGAAAGCACCAACCUGACUUCGAGGCUCGGAAACGCGCCAGUAGGCGGUAGACAGUUACACGAGCCCUCGGGGCCCCGGUUUCCCACCUCUCUGGAGGAGAGACAGGUAGCCCGGCCCCCGAGUCUGCCCGCGAACGAGUACCUGAGCAGCGGCGCCACGGAGCGGGAUGGCCACCCCGCACCCGAGGCUGGUGUUUGGCGUACCGCCGGCGUAGUGGCCCCACCCUACCCCGUCGAGGAACGCCAGGAGUACCCAGCAUUGGCGAGACAACGCGAGAGCAGCGAUCUACACCCGGCAGCGACAGGCCACCUCAGCUGGGAAAAUAUGGGCAUUCCGUUCGCCCCGAAACGCGCAACGUAAACGGUAGCCCACCCAGCGCCAGCGCCGGGCCACUGGAGCCAAGCGGCAGAAUCAGACGGUUUGCCCCAGCCGGGGGGUAAACUUCUCCUUGGGAACGUGCUUUUUGGACCGAUAGAAUCCGACGCCCGAGGCAUGACUACCCGUAGGAUCGUGCAGAUGCCAGCGCUGCAGCACCUACAACCCCCGCCCAUGGGAUUGGGAGGCAACCCUGGUC